AUGCUGCAGGCGAUCGCGGCCACCUCGCGGGCGCGCCGCGUCCUGGAGGUCGGGAGCUUCUGCGGCGCCGCGGCGCUGGCGCUGGCCGAGGCGCUGCCCGAGGGCGGGGAGGUGCUAUCGCUGGAGCUGGACGAGUACGCGGUGGACUUCGCCAAGCGUUUCCAGACGCGCAGCCCCUUUGGCCACAAGAUUAAGCACAUGGUGGGGCCCGCGGAAACCUCCCUGAAGGAGCUCGCGGAGAAGGCCGUGGACGGCAAGCCUUUCGAUCUCGUCGUACUGGAUGCCGACAAGGAACGUAUGGAGAUGUAUCUCGAUCUGCUCAGGAACACCCCGGGGAUGCUUAGCGAGGACUCCGUCGUCUGCAUUGAUCUCACCCCUUUCAAGGGACAGCCGCCGCUGCGCUACCAGAAAUAUGGCUUCCCUUACCUGGAAGAAGGGUCUGGUCAGAAGGCCAUCGACGCCCUGCGAGCCAGGAUGGCCGCCGAGCCGGAUGUCGCCGCGUACGAGUUUGGGCAGAUGAUGGUAGUGCAGAGGAGGCGGAACUAGUAGGCCCCGCCGGCAUAGGCGCCUCGACAGCUCUCAGCCAGGAUGCAACUCUGGGCUAGUUACAUUCAGCAUCGACGCUGGUAUCUCUCUGGACGAAAACUGGCCGAAUCUGGCAUGGUCAUGCUUGAUCCCUUUGUUGGGGAAGAAGGCCAGGGAGCGAUGGGGCAGAUGGCUCAUAUGGCCUCUCGAAGAAGAGGCAGAGCUACACAGUUGCGGCCUGGGACCAGCGACAGAUGUCGUCGGAUGCCCGCACAGCAGGCGCCAGAGCAUGUUUAGAUUCCGCGUCGCGCAAAUAAUUUCAAGAGCGUCUUUGCAGCCUUUCGAGCUGUCUUCAGUGGAUGAUCGUUUCAAUGUGCGCGGAUUUUCUCAAGCCGGGGUUCGUUCCCCCCGGAGAGCGCCCCCCCCUACGAUGGCCAGUGUGGUUCGACCGUGGUCCGUCGCAGAACGGGAAGUCUUGCUCUCCUGACCUCUAGCGGCUCCCCCCCCUCCGACCUUCCCGUGGGGUCAUACUCUCGAAUAUUGUGAAAGCCUUGCGGCCAGUGCCGCCGA
Prorocentrum cordatum is the source of this 1095-nucleotide messenger RNA. NCBI's taxonomy places the organism in Eukaryota, Dinophyceae, Prorocentrales, Prorocentraceae. The record is from the annotation of a GenBank genome assembly.